This is a messenger RNA of Ogataea angusta, 2433 nucleotides long. RefSeq lists its product as uncharacterized. The record is from RefSeq and is a predicted model, not a curated record. The transcript has a single exon. Bases 1 to 2433 code for a protein of 810 amino acids. Gene Ontology annotation, molecular function: protein dimerization activity. NCBI's taxonomy places the organism in Eukaryota, Fungi, Ascomycota, Pichiomycetes, Pichiales, Pichiaceae.
AUGAGUUUGGGCUACAAUUUUGACGAUACAGAGGCGUUUCUGUCGUCGCUGAACACGGAACGGCCCGAAUCUGAUACUUCUAACCCGGCGAACCUGCUGGAGUUUGAAAAUUUCUCGGGUCUGGACGAUUACGCAAAAACCGAUAUCAAAGUUGAGGACGAAAUCGAUGACUGGAUAGAUUACGGUGCCCUUCAGCAGAAAUAUGUGCCGCAGACGGCUGACGACACUCCGGAGUCUAAUAAUGAGUCUGUUCCCAUGGUUUCGCCGCCGGACUCGUUCACUUCCAUGUCUGAAACGUCCUCCGUUAACCCUAAACGGGCGACGACGAAAUCAAAGGUCACCAAGGUGAAAAAAGAGAGGCACUCGCACAAUGUGGUGGAGAAGAAAUAUCGUAUGAACAUUAAUAACAAGAUCCUCGAGCUCCGUGACGCUGUGCCGUCGCUGCGGGUCGCGUCAGGGGACAAACGAAUAGCAACGACGGACCUGGACGGACUUUCACCCGCGUUGAAGCUGAACAAGGCCAACAUCCUUGCGAAAGCGACCGAAUACAUCCACCAUCUGGAGUCUAAAAAUGCGUACUUAAUGAACGAAAUCCACAUGCUACGCUCGAGUCUCGAUAACCAGAUGGCCAAUAAUUACACUCAGCAAACACAAUACUUCAAUCCGGAAACGCAACCACCACCCCAGCCAAACCAAUAUACCAACCAGAACCAGGCGUAUGUGAUGAAUUCAUCCCCUGUCCCGGCAACCACCAAACUUCUUAUGGGGGGAAUGACAGCUAUGGUUGGAACACAGCUGUUUGACGGCUUCAGCGACGACAGUUUCAAAGGACUCUUCUUGGUGCCACUGCACCGGAUUUUCCCUAUUAUUGGCUCUCCUCAGGCAUCUGUGGUGUUCAAUUAUCUGCGUACGCUACUUUUCUUUGGCGGACUUUUCAUCUUGCUACAACCUGUGUAUCAAUUUUUCACAGCUCCUAAGGAGAAAGCUCCAAUUCCAAUACGAACAGCAUUUGACGUUAGUUUGAGGGAGCUGGCGCUAGAUACGCUGAAGAUGCUGGGAAUCAAACUCAGGGUUCUCAAGCUUGAUCUAACGGAAAAACUGAAUGGCAUCAACUCGUUGAAUUUGUACUUUGAAAAAUGGCUCGUCAACACGCUUUCGAACCAGGAAACAAUGUCCUACAGCACUAUCUGGAGGCCGUUUUUCAAGUACUAUAUUCAAUCGCUUGGUAUUGAUGGCCAGAUCAUCGAGGUAGUCAAAUCCGAUGCCACUAUCCAGUUCCACUUCAACAGAUUGAUUGUUGCAAAGAUGGUGAUGAUGAAAGUGGGAGAACCCCUGAGCACUUUACUUGGUCUGCAGCGAAUGCUUGACAGUUUGAUGCUAGGAAUGGUGAAAGAUUUUAAGCAAAUCAAAGAUACAACCAAGUACUCUGACGAGACUGCUCGCAUUCUCAAAUUUGUGAGUAACGACAUCACAUUUUUGGAUAGCGCAGAACUAUUUGAAAAAUUGAGCGAUGUGUUGAAAUGGAGAGAAACCAACAACAACGGCUCUUACAUCAAGGAGUUCCUCAAAAAUUCGGGAGACUCUGAUCUUUCCCUAGUCAACUUGAUUUGUGCAAUUCGCUCCUCCCAAGUUUUGAACGACCUCAUGAAAGAGUACCUUUCCCAAUUGGCAGAAUCUACAAGCGAGCUCGAAGACUCGUGCGAGUCGCAAGUGGAUGCAGAUACAAUCUACGAAGAAGUCAACUCGGAUAGUCUGGUGAUACCACCCGCCUGUGUCAAGCUUUUAAGACUAAGAACUGUGCUGAACAGCUUGCUGAAGCCAACUGCUGAGAACGCCAGAAAAACUUUAGAGGCAGCCAUCAGCACCGUGAAAGACGUGGUCGAGUUUAGCGAGGCGAUUGAGCAGAUCGAGCCAGUGCAACAGGAUGAGUCUGGCGUUGGAGAUCCGACGAUCUCAAAAAUUCUUCAGUUCGCACACCAGCCCUUGCGCCCUCCAAAACUUGCUAACGACGAAACAAGGCUUACACUUACUUGUGUGUUAAUGCUGCACUUUUUCGAAGACGGCCAGGUGAGCCAGGCGUGCCGCCUAGUGCGCUACUUGAGCCUUUCUCAGUCUACAGAGACAGUUUCGUUGCUGACAUUAAUCAGUGUCCUGCGAGCUGUGAGUGCUUUGAUCGACCAUCUGGACUAUCUUGAAGAAGAUCCCCACAGCAGACAGACUGUGGGGUCGCUGGUUGCGUUUUUGCGGUUGCACGUCGGCUCCACCACGAAACCAUCCUUGGCUUCAAAAUCCACGACAGAAAACUCCCACCAUCAGCUAGUGGACGAUGCUGUCGAUUACGAUGUGCGAGACCUGGACUAUGAGCUGAAGAGUGGCGUCAGCCACAAGCUGGUGUAUCUGGGCCGACAACUCCUUGGUGACACCGAGAUGUGA